CUUAAAUGACAUCAAGCAAAGCCUACUUAGUUUAGAUUUCCAGAAGUUUGUUGGUGAAAAAAAAAUCAAACAUGAAGCAUGCAGUUUUGUUUUGUCUCAUUCUGCUUAUCAUUUUCCAAACUGAUUGUGAACAAAGAGAACAAGGUACUGGGAAGCAGAGGAGGAGGAUACAUCAGAGAAGACUCAGGAAAAGCUCCUCACUCCACCACAGAGCAAACAGGCAGCUUGGAAAUCAGCAAACUGCUGCAGCAGCAAAAGCUGCAUUACCCACUACCAACUCUGACUACAGUGUGGAGGGAAACUUAGAAUCCCUUCUAAGUCCUCUUGGAGUAGAGUCAAGUUACAAUGUGUUACCAGGAAAGAAAGGACACUGCUUUGUGAAGGGAAUGAUCAUGUACAACAAGGCCAUCUGGUCUCCUGAGCCCUGCAGCACCUGCCUCUGUUCAAAUGGAAGAGUACUUUGUGAUGAAACUGUGUGCCACCCCAAGACGUGCCCCUAUACCAUUAAGCCAGAAGGAGAAUGCUGCCCCAUCUGUUCUGAUGCUGAACAAAGAGAAUCCGUUGACAUGCUUCACAAGCAAGUGAAACCUCCUCAGAUGGAAAUGGACCAAAUAGUUAUAAAAGAAGCUCUUCAAUCCGAGGAGGAAGAAGAAGACAUGAAAGAACACAUGGAGCACAAGAACGAAACCUCUGGGCCUACUACACUUCACAGUGAUGAGGAAAAAGUGGAGGGAAAGCUGAGGUCUGAGGAGGAAAGGCGGUCAGCACGUCAACCACUCUACCAUGGACGAGGGGAGGAAGAGGAUGAUUAUGAGGAGUCUGAAGGGGAAGGAGAAAAGGAAGAGGAGGAUGCCAUAAGAGGAGAUGUGUUCCGAAUGUCCCCCAGGUUAAUGCCUGGUACUCCAAGAGGCAGGCCACGCCUGCCCGGAAGCUGUGCCCUGUCCUACAAGACCAUCAGCUGCAUUCAUGCGGCCUUCACCCAGAUCCCACCAAUAACAGCACCAGAAGUAACAAGCCUGGAGCUGGCUGGGAAUUCAAUCAUUUCCAUUCCGGACGAAGCAUUUAAUGGAUUACCAAAUUUGGAAAGGCUUGAUCUGAGCAGAAAUAAUAUCACUUCUUCAGGCAUAGGUCCAAAAGCAUUCAAGGUUUUGAAGAAGUUAAUGCGUCUGAACAUGGAUGGAAAUAAUUUGGUACGCAUCCCUUCAGAAUUACCAUCUACACUAGAAGAACUUAAAAUAAAUGACAAUAAUCUCCAGGCCAUCGAUGAAGAAAGUUUAUCAGACUUAAAUCAACUUGUCACCUUAGAAUUGGAAGGAAACAAUCUCAGUGAAAUCAAUGUCAAUCCGUUAGCUUUCAAAUCUUUGAAGAGCCUUUCAUACCUACGUCUGGGAAAAAACAAAUUUAGAAUCAUACCACAAGGUCUUCCUGCUUCUAUUGAGGAAUUAUACCUAGAAAAUAAUCAAAUUGAAGAAAUAACUGAAAUUUGUUUCAAUCAUACCAGAAAGAUUAAUAUGAUUGUACUACGUUAUAAUAAAAUAGAAGAAAGUCGGAUUGCUCCUUUGGCAUGGAUAAAUCAAGAAAAUCUUGAAUCCAUCGACUUGUCCUAUAACAAGCUUUACCAUGUCCCCUCCUAUCUACCUAAGUCUCUGCUGCACCUUGUACUAAUUGGGAAUCAGAUUGAACGGAUCCCUGGCUAUGUUUUUGGCCAUAUGGAACCUGGCCUGGAGUACUUGUAUCUGUCAUUUAAUAGACUUUCUGAUGAUGGUGUGGACCUAGUCUCAUUCUACGGGGCAUAUCAUUCUCUGAGAGAAUUGUUUCUGGAUCACAAUGACUUAAAAUCCAUACCACCUGGAAUACAAGAAAUGAAAGCACUACAUUUUCUGAGGCUGAACAACAAUAAGAUUCGGAAUAUUCUUCCUGAACAAAUUUGCAAUGUUGAAGAAGACGAAGACUCUGCUCUAGAACAUCUUCAUCUUGAAAACAAUUACAUUAAAACUAGAGAAAUAUCCCCUUAUGCAUUUUCAUGCAUAAGACUGUAUUCAAGUAUUGUUCUUAAACCACAAAAGAUCAAGUAAUUUCAAGUUUUCAUUUGCCAUUUAUAAAUUUUACUCAUGCAUUAAAAUUACAUCUUUGUGUGUGUGUGUGUGUGUGUGUGUGUGUGUGUGUGUGUGUAGGGGGUGCACAUGAGUGCAAUGCCUUCAGAAGCUAGAACAGAAGAGGGUUUUAUUUUGUUGUUGUUGUUUUUUUUUGUUUUUCGAGACAGGGUUUCACUGUGGCUUUGGAGCCUGUCCUGGAACUAGCUCUUGUAGACCAGGCUGGUCUCGAACUCACAGAGA
Microtus oregoni (creeping vole) is the source of this 2336-nucleotide messenger RNA. Its product is annotated as extracellular matrix protein 2-like. Gene Ontology annotation, cellular component: extracellular matrix. NCBI's taxonomy places the organism in Eukaryota, Metazoa, Chordata, Mammalia, Rodentia, Cricetidae. The transcript has 10 exons. The record is from RefSeq and is a predicted model, not a curated record. Gene Ontology annotation, molecular function: heparin binding; protein binding; collagen V binding. Gene Ontology annotation, biological process: extracellular matrix organization; positive regulation of cell-substrate adhesion. Bases 72 to 2075 code for a protein of 667 amino acids.